UACUGUUAAAGAUAAUAAUAACCUUAAAACAUUAAAUAUAUAUCAUUAAUCUAUCCAAGUGAUUUAUGUUUGCGCAGAGUUUAAUUUCCAUCAGGCGUUGUGUAGAAACAGCCCGUGGGGUCCUGUCAGUGUAAAUGUCAUUCAGAGCUGCUGUUACUCAACUCAUGGAUAUCAGAUCAUAAGAUCAGACUGCCUGCAGUGAGUUCUGGUCGCUCACAGGGCUUCUCAGGACUUCGGUCAUGGCAGGGUUGCUGUCCGCGGCUGCUGCGGUCUCUGUGCGCUACGGAUCCAGAGCUUUACUGCGCUUCAACACACGAGCUGCCGCUGCUCGCGCCCGGUUUUUAGCCCUGAAUCAUGUUAAACCAGUUGCCUCCAUAGGAAAUACCUACUCGUUGCCACUCUUAUCCUGUUCCACUGAAGCACCAAAAGAUGGCAAACCAACUGGACCAGAACAUCGGUCCGGAGGAGGAGGAGGAAGUGGAAGAAAAGGAGGGAGGAAAGACCGGAAGAGUCGAUUACUACAGGGAGAUGUUCCGUGGGACGAUAAAGACUUUCUGUAUAUUUUGAUCACAGCGGGAGGCGUAGCAUCAGUUCUGCUGUACCUGUACCUCAGAGAUCCAGGGAGAGAGAUCACAUGGAAGGAUUUUGUCCAUCGCUACCUGGGCAGAGGGCUGGUCGACCGUUUAGAGGUUGUGAACAAACAGUUUGUCAGGGUCAUUCUGAUACCUGAGGCUGACAACUCUGAAGGAAGCUAUGUGUGGUUUAAUAUUGGCAGUGUGGACGCAUUUGAGAGGAAUCUGGAAGCUGCACAUUAUGAGCUGGGUUUAGAACCAUCCCAUAGAGCAGCAGUGGUGUACUCCUCAGAGAGUGAUGGGUCUUUUCUAAUGAGCUUCAUUCCAACCCUGCUGCUCAUUGGCUUCUUACUUUUCACCCUGCGGCGUGGACCGAUGGGUGGAGGAAGAGGUGGGCCCUUCAGCAUGAGCGAAUCAACCGCCAAGAUGAUGAAGAACAGUAUAGAAGUUAAGUUUAAAGACGUGGCUGGAUGUGAAGAGGCCAAAAUGGAGAUCUUGGAGUUUGUAAAUUUCCUCAAGAACCCACAACAAUACCAGGACUAGGGUGCAAAGAUCCCUAAGGGUGCUGUGUUGUCCGGUCCUCCGGGUACAGGAAAGACGCUGCUCGCUAAAGCUACAGCUGGAGAGGCUAACGUUCCUUUCAUCACAGUCAACGGCUCAGAGUUUCUUGAGAUGUUUGUUGGUGUUGGUCCAGCCAGGGUGAGGGACAUGUUCGCCAUGGCAAGGAAGAACGCGCCCUGCAUCCUCUUUAUCGAUGAAAUAGAUGCUGUGGGAAGGAAGAGGGGCGGUGGGAAUUUUGGUGGUCAGAGUGAACAGGAAAACACCCUCAAUCAGUUAUUGGUGGAGAUGGACGCUAAGAUGUCAAAAGGUCAUGAAGGUUUCAAUACUAGUACAAAUGUUGUAGUCCUAGCUGGUACUAACAGGCCUGACAUACAUGAUCCUGCAUUGAUGCGGCUAGGAAGAUUCGACAGGCAGAUAUACAUAGGGCCUCCUGAUAUUAAGGGUCGAGCAUCCAUAUUUAAAGUGCACCUUCGGCCCCUCAAACUGGACCCCAGUCUGGACCCUGAUGGAAUUGCAAGAAAGAUGGCCGCUGCUACACCGGGAUUCACUGGUGCUGAUAUUGCAAAUGUGUGUAAUGAAGCUGCUCUCAUUGCUGCCAGACAUCUGAAUGAAUUCAUCAACAUGAAGCACUUAGAGCAGGCCAUCGACAGAGUUAUUGGAGGGCUGGAGAAAAAGACACAGGUCUUACAACCCACUGAGAAGAAGACAGUAGCGUAUCAUGAGGCAGGACAUGCUGUGGUGGGCUGGUUUCUCCAACAUGCUGACCCACUGCUCAAGGUGUCUAUAAUUCCAAGAGGGAAGGGUUUGGGUUAUGCACAGUACCUUCCCAGAGAGCAGUAUUUAUACACGCGUGAGCAGCUGUUUGACAGGAUGUGUAUGAUGCUGGGUGGACGGGUAGCAGAGAAGGUGUUUUUCAGCAGAAUCACCACCGGAGCUCAUGACGACCUUAAGAAGGUCACACAGUCAGCAUAUGCUCAGAUUGUGCAGUUUGGCAUGAGUGAGAAAGUGGGGCAGGUAUCAUUUGACCUCCCCCGGCAGGGUGAUACGGUUCUGGAGAAGCCCUACAGUGAGGCCACAGCAGAACUCAUCGAUGAAGAAGUCAGAGAGCUGGUCGACCAGGCCUACAAGAGAACUCUGGUUCUCGUCACUGAGAAACGAGAGCAGGUGGAGAUGGUUGGUAAGCGUCUACUGGAAAAAGAAAUUCUGGACAAAGCGGAUAUGAUUGAAUUGCUUGGACCCAGGCCAUUCGAGGAGAAGUCCACAUAUGAGGAGUUUGUGGAGGGCACGGGCAGCUUUGAAGAGGACACAACUCUUCCAGAAGGGUUAAAGGACUGGAACCAACAGCGAGGAGAAAACUACGAGGAGACACCAGCAUCACAGGAGAAACAGGCUGCUUGAACUUAACACAACCAUUGAAAAACUCUCAACCUGCCUCUGACACUUGCCUUACAUUGGUUCCUUAGAGGGGGGGAGGUUUGUUAUCUUGGCUUGAAAUGAGAGGAAGAACUUAACUCUUUUUGCCAUUUGCAUUUCACUUUCCAUGUUAACCCAAAGCAGGGACUUCUACUGAAUUUGAAAUGCCUUAACUGCACCCAGCACUGAUGUCUGUACACCAAACUCCUAUUUGGGGACAUCAACAACCGACAAUUUGUUUUUGUUUUUUAUGGUUCCUUUUUUAAUAUUACAUUAUUAAAUUAAACUGUAUUUUUCUGAUCUUAUCUUCCUGUAUGUAGGAGUGGUAGAUAAAAAUAAAAUAAAAAUCUGUAUAUAUGUACAAUUUUCCUUUGUGCGUUCAAGUUUUG
This is a messenger RNA of Xyrauchen texanus (razorback sucker), 2935 nucleotides long. Its product is annotated as AFG3-like protein 2. The transcript has 16 exons. The record is from RefSeq and is a predicted model, not a curated record. Gene Ontology annotation, biological process: protein-containing complex assembly; mitochondrial protein processing. NCBI's taxonomy places the organism in Eukaryota, Metazoa, Chordata, Actinopteri, Cypriniformes, Catostomidae. Gene Ontology annotation, molecular function: ATP hydrolysis activity; ATP-dependent peptidase activity; zinc ion binding. Gene Ontology annotation, cellular component: membrane; m-AAA complex.